Molecule: messenger RNA, 1833 nt
Organism: Capsella rubella
Lineage: Eukaryota; Viridiplantae; Streptophyta; Magnoliopsida; Brassicales; Brassicaceae
Product: BTB/POZ domain-containing protein At3g50840
Exons: 4
Coding region: 43-1749 (568 amino acids)
Molecular function (GO): protein binding
Source: RefSeq, a predicted model, not a curated record
UCGAGAGAUUUUGCUUUUUCAUUCUUCUGUGAUUUUUCUCUUAUGGCAAACUCCAAGAAGCAAGCAUGGUUCUUUUGCACCACAGGCUUACCAAGUGACAUCGAAAUCGAAGUUGAUGAUAUAGCAUUUCAUCUACACAAGUUUCCUCUGAUGUCUAAAAGCAGAAAACUUCAAAGGCUGAUUACAGAGCAAGAACAGAGUGAUCCUCACAUAAAGCUUGAGAAUUUUCCGGGAAGUUCAGAGAUUUUCGAGACAGUGGUAAAGAUAAGCUACGGCUUCAAAGUCGACAUCUCUGUUUCAACGGCGGUUCCACUACGCUGCGCCGCCGAUUAUCUCGAAAUGACAGAAGAGUACUCACCGGAGAAUCUAAUUUCGAAAACAGAGAGGUUUCUCACACACUUCGUCUUCAGUAACAUACGAGAAUCCAUUGAAGCGUUGAAAGCUUGUGAAUCAGUCUCGUCUUUAGCUGAAUCUCUCGGUUUAACGGAACAGUGUAUAGAUUCCAUCGUCUCCAAAGCUUCCUCAACCAAUCCGUCGUUGUUUGUGUUCGGUUGGCCAAUAAACAACGGAGGUGUCCUCGCCGUAGAUCGCAAGAAACAGAGCAAUGAUUUGAAAACAGAGCUUUGGUUUGAAGAUUUGACGGAAUUGAGUUUUCCAAUCUUUAGACGAGUGAUCAAAGCUCUGAAGUCGAGAGAUCUGAGUCCAGAGAUCGUAGAGAAAUCUCUAAUAUCAUACGCAAAGAAACAUAUUCCCGGAGCCUCUCGUUCAUCAUCAGCAUCGUCAUCUUCCUCCUCUGCCACCAUAGCUUCCGAGAAUCAACAAAGAGAAUUGUUAGAGACUAUAACCUCAUAUCUUCCAUUAAACAACUCCUCUGUAACAACAACAGUAACGACGAGAUCUCUCUUCAAUUUAUUACGAUCUGCGAUCAUCCUCAACACCUCCGAGAGUUGCAGAGCCUUGCUGGAGAAAAAGAUUGGAUCGAGUCUUGAGAAAGCUACGCUUGAUGAUCUACUCAUCCCAAGCUACUCGUAUCUCAACGAUACGUUAUACGAUAUUGAUCUGGUGGAGAGACUUCUACGUCGUUAUCUCGAAAACGACUUCGUGUCGCCUCCGUCGCUAACGGUGGUUGGGAAGCUGAUCGACGGGGUUCUUGGUGAAAUAGCAUCGGACGGUAAUCUUAAACCGGAGAAGUUUUAUGACCUGGCGGUUUUGCUUCCGGUUCAAGCAAGGGCUUACGAUGAUGGACUUUACAGAGCCGUCGAUAUAUAUUUCAAGACGCAUCCUUGGAUAUUGGAGGCAGAGAAGGAGAAGAUAUGUAGUGUAAUGGACUGUCGGAAACUGACUGUUGAAGGAUGCACACACGCGGCACAAAACGAGCGUUUACCACUACGAGCCGUCGUACAAGUCUUGUUUCUGGAGCAGUUACAGCUCCGAGAAGUAAUCACCGGGACGUUAACGAGGGAUGAAGAAAGAGAGGUGGGGGAGUUUGGGAGAUGGAAGAGGACGGUGAAGGAGAACGAGGUGCUUCGUUUGGAUAUGGAUACGAUGAGGACACGAGUGAACCAGCUAGAGAGAGAGUGCUCGUACUUGAAGAAAGUGAUCGUUAAGAUAAUCGACAAGACAAGUUCAUCGGAGGAUGGGGAGAGAAAAUGGUCACUCGGGAAGAAGUUCGGAUGCAAAUUCACGACACAGGUCUGUGAUUCGCACGAGGCUACGGUGGUUGAUCGAAGAUCACGUCGACGCUCUUAGCUAGUACGUACAGAAAUCAGAAUCAUCUUGCGCUUCCUAAAAUUGUAUUUUGUUUUAUUUUUCUUAAAGAUGUAUCCUUUUAUA